This is a messenger RNA of Brassica napus (rape), 1700 nucleotides long. RefSeq names its product transcriptional adapter ADA2b. Gene Ontology annotation, cellular component: nucleus. Lineage: Eukaryota; Viridiplantae; Streptophyta; Magnoliopsida; Brassicales; Brassicaceae. The record is from RefSeq and is a predicted model, not a curated record. Gene Ontology annotation, molecular function: chromatin binding; transcription coactivator activity; protein binding. The coding region runs from base 198 to 1607 and encodes 469 amino acids. Gene Ontology annotation, biological process: chromatin remodeling; regulation of transcription by RNA polymerase II. The transcript is spliced from 11 exons.
CGUAGUACUAAAUAGAAACCACCCUUCCUUUUGUCGUCGGACUUCCCUAAAUUUGCUCAGGUCAGAAAGUUCUAAACAGGCCACCGUCGUCGUUAUUGAUUUACCGAUCAAACUUUGCUGAAUUCCCGAUUAGAUCUUUCUUCGAAGGUUCGACUUGACAUUGUUCGGGUUCCUCCUGCUUGGGGGGGCAUCAAUUGAUGGGUCGCUCUCGUCGCAACUUCCACAAUUUCGAAGACCCUACCCUUAGAACGAGGAAAAAGAAAAACGCAGCUAAUGUGGACACCUUUGAGCCUUCAUCUAUCGUUCAAGGUACGGAGGGAGGAGGGAAGUACAACUGCGAUUACUGUCAGAAAGACAUCACUGGCAAGAUCAGGAUCAAAUGUGCUGUCUGUCCUGAUUUCGAUCUCUGUGUUGAAUGUAUGUCUGUUGGUGCUGAGAUCACUCCUCACAAACGUGAUCACGCCUACCGUGUUAUGGGAAAUCUAACUUUCCCGCUUAUUUGUCCGGACUGGAGUGCUGAUGAUGAAAUGCUUCUCUUGGAGGGACUUGAGAUUUAUGGGAUGGGAAACUGGGCUGAGGUCGCGGAGCAUGUGGGAACCAAGAGAAAACAACAGUGUCUCGACCACUACAGAAACAUUUACUUGGACUCCCCCUUUUUCCCACUUCCUGAUAUGUCACAUGUAGCAGGGAAGAGCAAAAAAGAACUUCAAGCCAUGGCUUCUUCUUUGACUGUAGAGCAGCACAUGAAAGAAGAGUACCCGUUUUCUCCUCCUAAAGUCAAAGUUGAAGACACACAAAAAGAGUCUCAUACAGACAGGGGCUUUGGAGGAAAGAAACCUGUUACCCCGGGAAACAACUCUUUGGUUGAACUGAGUAGUUACAACCACAAAAGAGAAGAGUUCGACCCUGAAUAUGACAAUGAUGCUGAGCAGCUCUUGGCUGAGAUGGAGUUCAAACAGAACGAUACUCCUGAAGAGAAAAAGCUGAAGCUGCGUGUCUUGCGUAUCUUUUCGAAAAGGCUUGAUGAGAGGAAACGUAGAAAGGAGUUCAUACUUGAAAGAAACCUCUUGUACCCAAAUCCCUUCGAGAAGGAGCUGUCUCAGGAGGAGAAAGAGCAGUGUCGGCGUUUAGACGUUUUCAUGCGCUUUCAUUCAAAAGAAGAGCAUCAAGAGCUACUUAAUAGUGUUGUCAGCGAGUACCGCAUGGUGAAACGGCUCAAAGAUCUCAAGGAAGCUCAAAUGGCAGGGUGUCGUUCGACGGCUGAAGCAGAGAGGUAUCUGGGGAGGAAGAGGAAGCGAGAGAGCGAAGAAGGGAUGAACAGAGGGAAAGAGAGCAGUCCUGUGCAAGCAUCUUCAAGCUAUGUGAACGACUUGGACAUGAUUGGGUUCAACGAGUCGCAACUGCUGUCUGAAUCCGAGAAGCGUCUUUGCAGCGAGGUCAAGUUGGUUCCACCGGUUUAUCUACAGAUGCAGCAAGUGAUGUCACAUGAGAUAUUCAAAGGGAAUGUUACAAAGAAGUCAGAUGCUUAUAGCCUUUUCAAGAUUGAUCCGACCAAAGUAGACAGAGUUUAUGAUAUGCUUGUGAAGAAGGGGAUUGCUCAGCUUUAAGGCUUGUCUUGUAUAAUGUAUGUGUGAGCUCUAUUGAUUUAUGUGUAAUAAUAUGUAGUUUAUAAUAAAAUAAAAAAAUGAUUUAUCCGCAAA